AUGCAUCUCUGCGUAACAUUUCUUCUUUGUGCCGUUGCGUACGGCAUUGGCCGCAUUUCAGAGCCAGAUCUGAGAGCUGUUAACUUUGCCGGCAAGAUAGAAGGAAAAAAGCUGAACGGAAGCCUGAUAAGAGAAAUAGAAGUGGAUUCGGAAAGUUCCUGUCAGCUUGAGUGUGUAGAUGAAGAGCGAUGUCAGUCUUACAACUUUGGAACCAUAGAGGGCAACUCAGGGAAAUUCAGAUGUGAGCUAAGCGACUCUGAUCGAUUUGUUGGAUUAGCUAACUUUACCAAGGAUGAACAUUUCAUUUACAGAGGAAUAAUGAGCACCUGCGAGGAAGAUGAUCCUUGCAAGGAGAAUGAAACUUGUGUUGUUGACUACAAAUCAAACACUCAUUUUUGUAAGUGUAUUAGAGAUUGCCCUAAGAACUGUCUUGACUAUUAUCAAAAUGGUUCCAAAACUGACGGUGUGUACUGGGUUUACCCUGAUGAAGAAGAACCCUUUCAAGUGCCGUGCGACAUGACGACUGAUGGCGGAGGAUGGACCAUCUUUCAAAGGCGCAUGGAUGGCUCCGUGGACUUUUAUGUCGACUGGGAAUCAUACAAAAGAGGCUUUGGAAAUCUGGAGGGCGAGUUUUGGCUCGGGAACGAUUAUCUUCACCUUCUUACUGAAUCUGCCAGCAUGGUGUUUCGAAUUGAUAUGGAGGAUUAUGAAGGCGACCGAAGAUUUGCCGAGUACACGACUUUCGCUGUGGCCGACGAAAGCGAUAAUUAUCGGGUGACAAUCGAUGGAUACCGAGGCACCGCAGGCGAUGCAUUGCUAUCUCUCGGUAGGCCUAUCAGAGACAUGAGGUUUACAACCAAAGACAAAGAUAACGACGUUAGUACUGGUGGAAACUGUGCGUCAAGCUUUAAAGGUGGCUGGUGGUACAGCUACUGCCAUAAUGCCAAUCCAAAUGGUUUGUACAAAGGCGGAGGUAACGCCCAAGGUAUUACAUGGCAGUCAUUUCGAGGACAAUUCUAUUCUUUAAAGCACACCGAGAUCAAAAUUCGACCAGCAUGGUUUCAUUUGUGAUAGUUGCGUCUUUAAGCUAACAGAAAACUGUAGCUUCUAAUUAAGAAUUAAAGAUAUCUGUUUUGCGUACUGUUAUAAUUCUUAAUUAAAUUUGUGAUGAUUGUAAUAUACAAGU
Pocillopora verrucosa is the source of this 1186-nucleotide messenger RNA. The record is from RefSeq and is a predicted model, not a curated record. Lineage: Eukaryota; Metazoa; Cnidaria; Anthozoa; Scleractinia; Pocilloporidae.